This is a messenger RNA of Culex pipiens pallens (northern house mosquito), 753 nucleotides long. Its product is annotated as larval/pupal cuticle protein H1C-like. NCBI's taxonomy places the organism in Eukaryota, Metazoa, Arthropoda, Insecta, Diptera, Culicidae. The transcript is spliced from 2 exons. The record is from RefSeq and is a predicted model, not a curated record. The coding region runs from base 1 to 555 and encodes 184 amino acids.
AUGGCGUUCAAGUUUGUCGUCUUCCUCGCUUCCCUGGCCGUUGCCAGCGCUGGAUACCUGCAGGAAGCCCCAUUGUCCUACAGCACUCUGUCGCAUGCUGCUCCAUUGGUGUACAACAGCUACGCUCAUGCCGCCCCGGUGACCUAUGCUGCCCAUGAUAGCUAUGCCACCCCGGCCAUCGGAGCUACCCACGAGAGCACCUUCCGCGGACACGACGCCACUGUGUCGCACCACUCCAAGGCCGUCGAUACCGCGUUCUCGAGCGUCCGCAAGUCCGACACCCGCAUCACCAACGAAGCCCCCAAGCUGGCCUACACUAGCUACGCUGCCCCAGCUGUCGCCACCUACGCCCAUGCUGCUCCAGCUCUGUCCUACACCCGCUCCUACCCCACUGCCCUGUCUUACCCGCGCUCGUACGCUGCUCCCGCUCUGACCAGCUACGCCCAUGCCGCCCCGGUUGUGGCCGCCCACGCCACCAAGACCCUGACCUACUCGCCGGCGGUCGAGGUCGCUCAUGUUGCGUACGACGGUAGCCACGCCCAUUACGCUUUCUAAGGUGUCCAACAAGAAGACUGAAGACUGAAUGUACCUGCUCAAUUGGCAUUGGAAGAAUGUUUCUGAAAUUGUUUGAUCUUUGUAUUUUGUACUGUUGUGGUCUGGAGUUUAUUGCCCUGGUCUGAAGUGUACAGUGUAAAUGCAAGUUUUGGCCGAUCGAAAAGUGAUAUUUGAAAUUAAUAAACUGUUAGAAUAAAA